Molecule: messenger RNA, 1020 nt
Organism: Papilio xuthus (Asian swallowtail)
Lineage: Eukaryota; Metazoa; Arthropoda; Insecta; Lepidoptera; Papilionidae
Product: ommochrome-binding protein-like
Exons: 2
Coding region: 37-912 (291 amino acids)
Molecular function (GO): protein binding
Source: RefSeq, a predicted model, not a curated record
CCCGUGAGUUAGGUCAUUAUUAAUGAUUUAUUUUAAAUGCUACGAAAUGUUUACUUUAUAGUUCUUCUUCAAGCGUUCAAGUAUUCAGUUCACACUAUGAUUCUAGUUUAUUUUGCGGCUAUCGCACUGGCCACAGUGCAGGCAGCCGAGGAGAAAUGUGAUGGCGUCACUAUUAACGGACAUAUGCACACAAAAGAAGUAUUAAAAACAAAUGUAGACAGCCCAUAUCAAUUUAGUAUCGACUACACGACGAAUACAUUAUUCUUUAGCUAUUCAACUCAUACCAAAGAUGAAAGAUUUCAGUUGGCAUAUCUAAAUUUGGAUAAUAAAGAAUUUAACACUGUGUCUGCUAUUAAAGAUGGAUUCGCAUCAGCUGUUGACCAAGAUAAAGGUAAAGUGUAUUUAGGAGCUAAAGGCGGUGUUUACAAUUUUAAUUUAAAAACAAAAGAAGCUAAUCUAUUAGCAUCGACAAGUCAAAGUAUAUGGCAAAUGUUCUACAAAGACGGACUAUAUUACAGUACUUACCCAAAGGAAGAAGCAUAUUUAUAUAAAGACGGUGUAAUUAACAGAGUUGAAGAAUUAAAAGAUACACGAGCUAUGCUGAUCGCUCUAGAUGAGAAUAAAAACAUCUAUUAUUCCAAUUCGUCUGGUUUAUUUAAAUAUAACAAAUCGAAUAAGGAAAUAUUGAAUUUAAGCGAUGAUGUAGUCAAUGGCAUGAAUACAGAUGCUAAUGGUAAAUUAUAUUUCACAUCGCCUAAUGGUAUUUUUAGAAUUAAUGAUAAAUUAAAUACUAUAGAUCGUUUAGUUACAUUAGAAAACGUAUAUGCUGCAGCUAUAGAAAAAGAUGGCAAUAUAUUAUGUGGCACCGAUGAAGGAAUUGUAAGAUUUAAAAAAAAUAAAUGUCAUUUGUAAAAUUUGUUAAAAACAGUUCAAAUCAACACAGUGCUGGGAUAACAUUUUGUGUUAUAAAUAUUUAUGUUUUUAAUAUAAUCUUAUCGUAUUAUAAAAAUAAUUGUAAUC